Molecule: messenger RNA, 1025 nt
Organism: Trichogramma pretiosum
Lineage: Eukaryota; Metazoa; Arthropoda; Insecta; Hymenoptera; Trichogrammatidae
Product: testis-expressed protein 9
Exons: 5
Coding region: 40-930 (296 amino acids)
Source: RefSeq, a predicted model, not a curated record
CCCCCGAACUCCCCGUCGACACACAAACUCACAACAGUCAUGCUCGCCGGUAAACAGCGCGAUUUUCUCGAGCUCAAUCGCGAGCUCGAGGACAAAGUCAAGAGUCUGGUGCAGGAGGUCGACGGCAUCAUCAACAGGCAGGAGGACGUCAUCAGGCACGGCAGACGCUCGGCCGACAUACACCAGGCGCGUCGGGGCCUUUUGAGGGCCAAGCAGCGCUCCGAUAGCAACUCUGGCGAUAAUAACGAGGAAAACGACGACGGCAACGACAACGUCGACGACGACGCCGAUGGGACGGGAGGGAAAAGUCGCUCGACCAGUGCUACCAUCAUACGAUUUCUCAAGGCGCAGGUGACGAAACUCCAGACGGACGUGCAAGCGGCUCAACUCGACGCCAGGAAAAAGAACGACGUGAUCAAGGAGCUCGAAGCCGAGAUCAAGCGCAACGACGAGAAAAAAGAGAAGCUCUACGCGCAGAUAAGCCAGCACAAGGAGACCAUCGUCCGGGCGGAGGGCCACAAUGCCGAACUUCAGGCCAAGCUUCAGGCCCAGUCGGCCGAGAUGUCGGCGCUGCGCAAGGACAUCGAGGCGCUCAAGAAAGAGUCCAAGUCGCUCGCUCAGCUGGCCUCGAGCAGCGAGGUGCGCCUCAACAGGAGCCUCGAGGAAAUCGACAAGCUGAAAAACGCAUUGAAGGCCAGUCAGAGCGAGGAAAAGGAGUUGCGAGCUCAGGUGAGAAAGAUCCAAGAAGACAAAAGACUCGCGUUCAAGAACUCGGAAAAGCAACGCGCUGAAAUCGUUCAGGCUUUCAAGAAACAAACGCAGCUCGUCGAUAAUCUCCGGAAACAGAAGGCCUAUUUGGAAGCCGCCAAAGCGAUUCAAUUCACGGAGGAUGACUUUACGAGACUGCUCGAGUGGAAACCCGAUAAAUGAGAACUUUAACAACUUACCGCAAAAUAUCCUUGUAUCUUUCGAUCUAGUUUUUACAUUUUUUAUCCCGCUGUGCGUCGCGGUUUCGUGACUUAUUU